AUGUGUGACUCUAGAAUCGGGUUUGGUACUGGUGGAUUGCAUGAUAACAACAAUACAUGUGGCAACGAGGCUACGUAUUAUCCAGACAACGGCAACAAGCAUAUAAAGGGAAUAGGUUAUAUCUUGGUACAGUAAAACGAUAGCACCAAAACUAGGAAGCAGUCAAGAUCAGUCAAGUCUUUUUUGUAUCCUCAGUUAGCAGUCUAUCCUUUUGGAUUUGGAUUCAGUUUAUAAUUAUUCCCUGCCGUUAUAUUUCGUUAUUACACGGGCACCAGUAACUAAUUUCGUAAACUUACAAGGCGAAAGGAAUUACAUCUAGUAGCUUUUUGACUGAACUAUACAACAACGUGUUCGAGUGGUAAUGCCACUCAACAUAAGCUUCAACAUAAGGAUAAAAAUCCGCCACUUGGAAAAAAGAUGACCAAAAGAUAGUUAAAAUAAAGGUUUCGCCAAACUUAAAUGAAUUUUUCUAGAUUCAAAGUAUGUGGAUAAUGGCAAAAAUGAAUGAAUGAAUGAAUGAAUGAAUAAGUAAUGAUUAGAAAUUAAUUAUGUAUUAUUUUAAAUGUCAAGCCCAAAAAAUUAUUUCGUGGUUUUUACCUGAUUUCUAAUUCUUGGUUAUAUCCAAGAAGACGGCCAAGAUGGCGACCAUGUUUGGAGCCUCCAGUAGCACCACCACCGAUGAGAAGAUCAAAGGCUUUUCACUGAAGGCAAAAUCGCUUCGAAAUACCGCAACAUACCAAAAACUCCAGGGAGGGGUUCCGUCAACCCCCCCUUUCUGCCACGGUGGGGGUAUAUGAGAAUUUGCGUGUUAUAAAAUAACCAUGCUUUUAAUACUUAUCUCAUUACAGUCAAGCCAGGUCCAGCGUAACCCCCCACUAAGAUUCCAUUAUUUGAAAGUUGAAUCCGUUGGUAGUUGUAGAUUUCAGAUUCAUCUCUGCAUUCAUGCUUAAUGACCAGUGAAUUUAUAUACAAGGCAGUUAUGAAACUUUUGCCUGCUCAGUCUUCUUACAAUUGAUGUGUGUCGGCUUCAAAGCAAUUUUGUCCAUUCAAAGAUUUUUCAUUCUCACCGAAUACAAAGAGGUUAUUGUAAAAAAAAAUUCACACUGCUCACCACGCAUGCAGGAACGCAGAUUCAAAUUUGAUACAUAUUUGUAUUGAUUUUCUGUACUACAACCCUGGUCAAAACGUAUUGGGACACUUGCGGAAAUUAGGCACAAAUAUAAUACGCACUUUGCUAAAUUAACUCAUCUUCUUCCUCUUAAAAAAGCUUAGGGGUGUUGUUAUGAAGGGCUAUUUCUGCUGCCCCCCUCUCCCCCAAGCAGUGUUGAUUGUGUUGAAUUAAAAUUUGAAUACAUAACGUCAACACUGCACCGAGGGGGAAGGGGGCAGGGAAGAUGCCUCAAUUUGACGAGCUAUUGCGUUAGUGUCCCAAGAGUUUUGACCAGGGUUGUAGCUCACUUGGCUGGGAUAGCAGGCCGCUCACGAUUUAAAACCGUAAGAGGCAAAACUAGUAAGGGUUGUUGUUACUGUACAAAGUGCAGUCAAGAGCCAUAAUGGCUCUUGGUGCAGUUAAUUAUACUCGUCUGGUAUUGCUUAAGAUUUAAGCUGAUUUCUCAUUCUAACUGUAUUACAACAAAUAAUAUAUAGAUUUAGCCAAGGCUAAAAGCGAAGCGCCCAUUUUUAGACUUUUCAUUACUUAAAACGAACAAGGUUCACCCUAUUCCAAUCCAGAAAUUAAUGCUGUUUUUAAAACAAAAAUUAAAAUCAAAUUCGAUCACAGUAACAGGGAAAAGAAUUCUUACCCAUACGUGUGCAUCAUUGUCCCCCUCUCCCUUCACCACACCCCUUUCAAAAGUUUAUUACUCAUGAAAUUUAUUGUUUUCUGGUUGUCAUUCACGAAACUCUUUGGCUGCGUCAAGUUCACGGUUUAUGUUUAUAGGUCAAUCUUUCCGUCUCAAGGAGAUUCUACCCAAAUGUUAAAGAAGGCCGAUUUUUAUGUUAGAAUACGUUUUCUUUGCAAAAUCGGACCGACAAAUCGUUAUUGUACCUACAUGUACCCGGUAGAUUAUAUCUGAUACGCAGUAACCUUUACUAUAAGUUAGACUUUUUGUUUCCGAAAAGACCCAAGAAGGUUGAUGAACUUUUUUAACAUUUCCCCCUACGAACAACCAUAAUUUCGUAGUCUACACAAACUGCCCGUUGCGCGUUGUGUGUUUUUAAUAACGCGCCUAAAUGUGCGCUAGACGUAAACUACAGCAAAGACACGAGUCUGUCAUAAGAAUACUAGACAAAUCUUAUAAUUACGUUCUUUCUUUUCGGCGAGAAGAAACAAUGAACACAGGCGUAAAUCACACGCCAUGCUUAAACCAUUUUCAGACAUUUCAUUCACGCUUCAUUCAGACGAGGAACCCAAAACCACUGACCCCCGGUCCAUAGACUAGGCCUUGGCGGAUUGUGCUAGCAAAAUUUUUGGCAUAAUUGGAGCAAAAAAGCACCAUUUUUUUAAACGACCACUGCCACGGCAUAAUAAGCAAAUUUUAGCACUUUUUGGAGCAUAAAUUCAUAAAAUUUAGUACAUAUGGUGCAUUUACCAACAGAAAUAAAAAAUUAAAUCAGCCGCAGGGAAGCAGGUUCUAUUGGUACAGCCUUUCUCUGCUGCAGCUGAGUGAGCCUUUUCCCUACUCUCGGCGGCAUUUAGCGAUCAGCAGGACAGCGUUCUGGCAGACUAUCUCCAGGCCAGCGUAAUGUUGCAGUACUGACAAUAAUAUAAGUGCUGAUGUUGACUUGUGUGUACUAUUCUUAUCCAUGUUUAUUGGUGCUGAAAGAACUCAGAACUGUCAAGACAAGUUGAUUUACUUCGUGGCUUGACACUUUGAACGUUGUAGUUCGCUAUAGUUUGAGUUAGUUUAAAUCAAGAUAGUACUAUAUUCUAAAUUUACAACAACAGUUUAUUUGAAAAACAUCAUAAUUUGUUGUCGUUAUUGCGCGCCUAUAUUUAGAGAAUCUACGUCAUUUGUGAGCAUAAUUUCGGAAAUCAGGAGCAUAAUUUGGGAAUUCUGGCAAAAUUUUGGCAUAAUUUGGCAAAAUUUCGAGCACCUCUAGUAGGAUAAUAUGCCCCUUUUAGGAGCACAAUCCGCCAAGGCCUAGUCUCUAUCAUCUUCUCAUUGCUUAGUUAUUCUGCAUGACUGCUAAAGACGUUUACUCAUCACCCACGCAUUAUUUAUGAAGACAAGAGAAGCCCAAAGGAAGCUCCCAUACCCAGGCUAAUCACCUUUCCUAGCAAAUUUACCAGAGAACUAUUUUGUCUCGAGGCAGGGCUUUAACUGCACUAUACUCACUUCAACUGACGUUUUAAAUAAACAUUUUGUCUCAACAAGCUGGUUAUAUUUCUAAGCAGGUUUAUUUAUAGCGAAAACUCGAGCUUAUAAAUUAUUUCAUACAACUUCGUUAAUUAGAAUUUUCUUAAGCGGUCAUAAUCUCUUAUCGGGGUGCCAUGGCUUGGAACCAAACCAAACACGUGGGACAGAUGAUCUUAUUAGCUUUAAACUUGCGACAUCCUAAGAUAUAACUUUUUAUUUUAUUUUUAUUUUUUGACCUAUUUCUUCUUAUUAUAUUGUAUCCAAAUAAAUCUUGCUUACACAAAACUACAUAGUUACGUUUAUAAGAGUCGAUAGGAACAUAUAUAAAAUUGUAAAUCAUAGUGCUAAAUUAUUGUUAGUUAAUCACCAGUUUUAAUAUCUAUAGGUUGUAAUCGUCACACGGCAUGUCUAAAAACCAGCUUGCUGAGCCAAUUUACUGUGUUUAAAUAAAGUUGAUUGACUGAUUGAUUAAGAGUUUCUCUAUUAAGUCUUUCCUUUUAACGCCGAGCAAUAAACAAAUAAAUAGUCAAGAGCUAAAAUUCAGCUGGGUAUUGUCAUAACACUGAGCUUAAAUUAAAAGCUCUUUUAACUCUUCCUUCUUAACGACAGAAAUGAAUUAAUAGAGCUGAAAAACAACACCAUCUGAGCUUAUAAGUUACUGCAUAUAACUUUCUUUAUAGUGGUCUUCUUUUAUCUCUUAUCCUUUAACGUCAAUGAAUAUAUUAACAAAGCUACAAAUAAGCCCAGGGGUCAAUUUAAUAAUUAAAAACUUUAUACGUGCAAUUUACAAGUGUAGUGCUGCCAUUGUUCUCAGACUCUAAAACAAUUUGUUUUAGAGUCUGAGAACAAUAGCUACUCUUGCAAACUACACGUGUACAAGUUUUAUUAAAUUGUUCCAGGGUUUUUACAUUGCCAAACAACCGCAGAAUCAGUUAUUAUUCAGAAAAUAGAUGUGAUAUUAAAAUUUGAAUGUACUGUAAGAAGUAUAAGCCUAAAUACAGAAAUGUUUAAUGCCUUUGCUCGGUAGUCUAAAUAUCUGGCAUACAUUCAAAAUUUAAGUUGCACAAGAGAUGGUCAAGCCGUACUUAGAUCUGCGGUUCUAGAUUUCUCUUGAGCGGUUUAGGUUGCAUUCAAAUUUACUGCAACUGUCAUUUUGUCUAUUUAAAUAUGUCAAGAAGGUCUUAAACAUAUUUGACAAUUACAAAAAAAAGAAAGAAAUCGUGAAAUAGUAGGAAAACCGUUUUGAAUAUGUUAAUGAAAUAUUUAGUUAGCACUGAAUCUGAUCUUUCCAACAAUAAAUUUUAAACGUAACGUGGAAUUUCUCGGAAUCUAAUAUAUUAAUCCAUUUCGUGACUGAAGCAUUUAUGUUUUACUUUUAAUUUCUUCUUGCUGUUUAAGGCGUCAAAAAGGCUUACAGCUCAGGGUGGAACACCUGACUGUGUAAUUUACCAUUUAUAUGGGAAAACUGGACAUUCCGGUUUGAAAAUCAAAUGGUUUGUGUCAUUCCAUUUAGGAAGGUUCAGCGAAGAUUUAAGACGAAGCAAUGUUUGUAGUUUUUUUAGUCUGUUCAGCCGAUUUGGAUAUAAUUUGUUGCGGCUCGUUCUCAAACUUUAUUCACCAUUUUCGCCGAGACCAUAAUUGUGCCCCUUGUUUACGGCUUCCCCCUCCCCCUCCCACCAAAUUUUUCAUUACCAUUGUUUCCAGUUUUUUUCUCCUUUUAAUACAUUCGCCCCAAGGGAAAUCGAAAACAAGAUUAUGGCACAUUUUGGGGUGUAAACAAGAUACUUUAUGCUCUCGGUAAAAUUGUCAAUAGUUUUAUAUCUAUGCAGAAGUUUUCCACCCCGCGGCGGGUGGUUUGUGUGGAUGGUAAGCAUCUCUCAGCUUCCAAAGAUUGUUUACUAAGUAUGCAAUACAACAGACUCUUUGAUCAGACAUAAUAGGGACUUGAAGAUCCAACGACGCGGUUGGCAGCGAGAAUGUCAUAAAAAACAGUAGGUUUAAUGAGCAAAACAAAAACUUUGCACAUGCAUCACACUUUUUUGUACAUUUCUUUUCCUUUGUUGCACGACUUCAACGUGAAAAUGCCUAAUUUCGCGUUUAAUGGAGAACGUAAACAAGCAACGACGAAAUUUUAUUUCUCUUUCUGAGCUUAAAUAAUGGUCCCUUGAAAUUCCGCUUUAGGAGGGUUCACCUACAAUUGACAAAGUAGGUGGGUAGGAAUAUUCGCUAUUAAGACUGAAAGAACGCAAAUUGACUUUUUAAGUGACGUUCUAUUGCUCCCGUCGCGUCGUUGGACCUUAAAGUCCCGGGGGGGGAGGGGGGGGGGGGCACUUGGGUAUUUUUUGGGUGGGUAUGUGCCGCCCGGGAAUCCAAAUUGGCACCAAAUUGGCAAAUUGGCAUUCAUUAAUGAAUGCGUGACAAACGAACCCCAAAGGACGUCUGCGGGGAGGCUAAAUUGGUACCCCGUUCUAAAAAAAAAUUCUCCUAAAAUUGAUACCCCGUUCUAGAAAUGGGCUAAUUUUUUAUACCCCGUUCUAGAAUUCGCCCUAAAACUGAUACCCCGUUCUAGAAAUGGGCCAAUUUUUUAUACUCCGUUCUAGAAAGUUUGUAAAUUGAAAUAGCCCUGUUUUUUUAAAAAGAUAUUUCUUUAUUUGUUCGACUUAUACAUCAAAGAAAUGCUUCUUCAUAAUCAGCAACAAUUUUAUGCAGAAGAUAAAACCGUGAUCCACAAUUUUUUAUACCCCGUUCUAGAAAACGCCUCUGAAAUGGAUACCCCGUUCUAAAUCAGGAGCUUCAAAAUCACGACCCCGUUGGGCGGCACAUACCUGUAUAGGUAAUGUAUGGGAGUACCCCCGGGCUUAAAGUAUCUAAUAACAACUCAGGUUCGAUUGAUGAUCUUUCAUUAGGCUGGCCGCCUGAAGCGACACACACACGAUUAAAAAGAAAUUCAUAAAUAAUGAACAUUUAAUAUUGCAUAUAAAUUGAUGGUUUUUGAGAACACCAAUCGCUUUACCAAAUAGUCAGCGUUUUACAGUGUUUGUCAAGUUCCUCUAUUUCACGGAGUUCUCCAAGAGUCUCUUCACUAAUCAGGGAUGUUCUCUUUUUACUUUUGCUCGUUGCCUCUCAUUCCAUUGUUUUCUGUGAUACCUAAUGCGACUUUUGCUCAAAUGGAAGGUAAGUUUUAAUAUUUUUUUACAUGUAUUGAUAUUGAAAGAUCGAGGGUGGGAGCGGAAUCAUGAACCAUGAAUCAAUCAAAACAUGUCAGAAUCAUGUUAACAACUUGGGAAUCAUGCAUCUUAAGGUGUUGGUAAUUCGGCUAGGCAACCAUGAAUAACGAUACUCUGAGAAAAGCUCAACAAAAUACACGUAUGAAUUAAUUGCGUUUGAUCCAGGAAAUGUAUGAUAUGGCGUUUCUGAGAGUCCAAUUUUCAUUUUUUUUUUUCUGGGGAGCAUACCCCCUGACCCCCCUAUAUAAUUCGUACAUUUGGGUCCUGAACACUCACCUUGUUUCUUAAGUGAUGGUGCUUAAUGUUCAGUAAUUUACAAAUAAACUCCAUACCUAGACAAAACGAAUGAUGAUACCGUCAGUCUGGAUGAAGCAGAAGUUCGAACACCAAAAAAGCUAUACAAAACGAGACUAAGUUGCCACUGAGAAAAUAAUUAAGUCAUUAGGUGACCAAAAGUCUGUGUGAAUCAUGAAUCUGGAGGAAAAUUCGACUUGUAGGAAUCAUGAAUCAUUGAGGCUAAAACCACAGGAAACAUGAAUAUCAAGAUUCAAAUGAUGCCGCUAAUCUACCCCGAAGAAGGACAUAGACUGGCAUGACAUCUGUUGCUUUGUAUGUAACAAAAGACGAAUUAAAAAAGAGAAAAAUGGUCUCCAGGGGAUAUCGAAGCUAAUUUUUCUUUCUGUGGAUUAACCUGAGAUAUAACUGGCUCUGUUUUGUUAACUAAAAACUUGUCUCAAAAUGCGCGCGAGGGAUAAGCGAACAGCUACUGAAAACGUCGCGUGCUGAUGUUUUAUCGUCUAGGAAAAAACUCAGAAAGAUCUCAGCAGUUUAGGACUUUUUAAAAUAAAUCGUGAUAUUUAUCCACACCUUGUACGUUCGAGGGUUUUAAAAAUACCUUUUUUGUAGAAAACAUGUUCUCUACUCUUACAGUUUUUAGAUGAUAAUUGGACCGGCCUUUUUCAUCUUAACGUUAUAACCAUGCUCCUAUCUCGCCCGACUGCGACAUGAAACUUCCUAAUUUCACCUGCCCACGUUAUAGAGCAGGUGAACACAACAUAGAAAUUUUCUUUUCCUUUUUGUAAACUUAGAUCCUGUCCUUUCGGAUUCAACACCUGAAAUAAUGUCGCCAAUAUUUGAAAAAUGAAAUGAAAUGGAAUAAAAUCGAUGAAGUUUGAAACAGUGCGAAUUCACUUUUUAAGUAAAGUUUUCGGUUUGUUGUCAACCAGAAAUUUUGCUACCAUGGCAACGUGACGUAACGACUUCUCCUCUCUGUUGAUAGCAUGAUUCCAUCCACUUUCUUUGAAAUAAAAUUUAGUGUUGGCCCAAAGGAGUAACUUGAACAAAUUGACGAAAGCUAUCUAAGUUGCAUGAAUUUAUGCAACAGUCGUAAUUAAAUAUUUAAGACUAUAAACUAAACAUAACUUAACAGCACUAAUGAUCGAAAAAACUCACGUAGUCUCUAAAACCUUAUUGAACAGUAUAUUCUUCUUAUUUGGCAAGUCGUCAAAAAGAUACUGUUUAUAAAGACUAAUAAAAGCAUAAUUUAAAAAUUUAACUACAUUGGUCGAAAAACUGCAUUAAACACUCCCUAGCGCUGAAACAACAUUUUCAAAAACUUUUUUAAAGUUAAUGGGAACCUAUAAUUUUUUUCGGUUGUCAAAAGGAAUAGAGAGGAUUCCAUGUUAAUUCUUUUUCAAAAGAAAAGCAAUCUUGGAAAUAAGAUUUUUGGACACACAGAAAACGAAUUUGCGAUGGCUACUGAUUGGGUACCGCUUUCAUUCAGACCGGUGUCGUCAUCGAUGGUAGAAUAAGGCAUUUAUGAAAAGACUUAACAUGAAGUCUUUUCUAAAAUGUAAUUUUCCUCCUACCCCAAAUCACACUAAAAAUAAUUUAGUAAGCUCGUCUUAGUUUUAUGCUUUUUAUGUUGUAUGUUCACAAUUAACUAAAGAAAAAUAAACUUCUAAGUUGACGCUCGAGACAAUUGAAUUAAUAUUCCCUUAUUAACGAAGACGUAGUUUGAUAUAAAGCCAUAUUUUAUUUGCAGUGCAGAAAACUAAGAUAUUUUCAAUGCCAGAGAGCCUUGGAACUAAAAAAAGAGAUUAUAAUUUUGGUAACGUUUCUUUUAAGGGGGAAAUAUCCAGAUGACUUUUCUUUUUUUAUCUUGUUUUUCUAAGAAUGUGUGUUUUUCCAGAGAUUGUUAAUCGUGACGUUGGCGUAAACAGUGCAUUGGUUGAGGUUUCAAGACUUGUCAUUAAUUGGCCCAGCCUGACUGAACAGACGUACCGGACAAAGAGAGUCAUAAAUAAAAAACACUUAAUAUUGCAUAUAAACUGAUGGUUUUUUAGAACGGCUAUCACUUUACAAAUCAUUGUUUUUGGCAGUGUUUGUCAAGUUUAUCCACUGAUUUUACGAAGUUUGCCAACCGUGAACAGUUUCACCAAUCUGAGAUGUUCUCCUUAUCCUUCUGCCUCCUUCCGUUGUUUUCUUUCAUACCCAAUGCAGUCUUUGCUCAACUGGAAGGUUGGUUUUUCUUCGCUUUAUUUUAUUGAUAGUCGAGUAAAAUUGGUCAUGGGAAUAACCUUUUUUGCUUAGUAUAGUUUAGUGGAAACAUGGAGACGAACCAGUUUUCUCAUUAUAACGAUUUGCAUGUAAAAUAACGCCUGUGGAUAGUAUUUUGUCACUAAUUAACUUGGCUCUUUUUCGGUUUCGCUUGGCUACUUAAAAAAUCGCUGAGAAAUUGCGGCCGGCAUGUUAGAAAAAUGUAUAACAGUUCCUGUUGUUUUACGGGAGAGCGAGCUUUAGCAACUAGGACAAAAGCGAAUAUUACGAAUUAUACUAGUUUUGCGUCCUUUUAUACUCUAUCGCGAUAUGCUUGAAUCUGAUUUUCCUGGAGAUGGAUUCUUAAGGACUGUAUCCGAGUUUUUUUUGGAAAGACUAUUAAUUAAGGAAAAUUAGAAGUCAUGUGUGAAUUCACGUCCUCCACAAAAUGUUGUAUUAGGAACGGCUUCGCGUCGAAGCCGUGCAUUGGACUUCAGAUUAAAGUGUGCCCCAAAGUGUGAUGUACGUGCGGAGCUGUAAGUUAUGUUUUCAUUAAAAAAGAUGUUUUCAGACCUUCGAUCGUUGCCGCCGUCGUCGAGUGGCUACUUCAAACGUAAUAAGUCUCACAAAAAGUAUAUGAUUUAAAGAACUGCAUGGCUUUAAAAGUCAUAAAUGUUAAAUACCUCCAGAACUGCCAGAAAAAUCCCUAAUUCGAUGAGGAGGAUAAUUCCACAUUUUUCUUCCCCUGACCCCUAGGCUUUACUUUCAGGUAAAGUUUUUUAGUUCCAGUUCACUUAACGAGUUCCUUUUUAAAAACCAUUCAUAAAGCCAGGGACUCCCUAAAGGUUUCUUAUAUGCACGACCCAUGCAUCAUAAAGAGGUAAAUUAAACCCUUCAUUCUUUCUUGAUUAAUGAUUCUUCAGAAUUUACCACCAUGUAUCAUCACAGUCUUCGUCAAGAUGUCUUCAUAAAGGACGAGUACCAUUAUUUAAACGUUCCUAAAGUUGGAAUAUUCACAGUGUAUGACAGUCUUGACUGCACCUUUGAAUGCCUCGGCAAUCCUUCCUGUUUGUCCUUCAACCUGGCAGCUUACAAAGGAGCAGAUGGAAAGUUGCGGUGUGAGUUGUUAUCCUCCGAAAAGUACAGCAAUCCCGAGGAGUAUAAAAGGAACGAGAGUUUUCAUCACUUUUUGUAUAGAGUUUAAAGUAAGAUAUUUUUUAUAUAUCAGGUCUACGCGAUUUUAAUAAUGUGUCUUGAAAUAUAAGAUACUUUCGUGUAAACGUAAAACUCGGCGCCGUAAUUCUUUAUAAAAUUAAGGUUCUUUAUAUAGAAUAUCAGCUAAGAAAUCGAACAGGAACUGGCGUAAAAGUGACUGACGAUAAGACGUCGGAGUUAUUCAGUCCAAUGUCACUUUCUCCCUAUUUUCUUGUCUCAACACUUAACCGAGGAACAAAAUUACCUUAAUGAAAAGAAAUCAUAUGAUAUCAAAAUUUUUUAUUAUUAUUUCAGACUCCUUGCAUGUCAUCACCGUGCCAGAACGGAGGCGCCUGUGUAACGAACUACAAGUAUCACACGUUUGACUGCCGUUGCAAGGAUGGGUUUUAUGGAGAAUUCUGUGAAGGUAAUUGCUGUACCGCCGCCCUGUACAUCAAUUCAAGGCAGCAUAAAUAGUAAAGCCGUCGUCCUUGAUAAUAUUUAAAGCCUAUUGUCAGGUGUGCAACGGGCCAACAAUCAUCUUUUGGCGUCUUUUUAACCUGCUUUGAAGCAUCGGCAGAUAAAUUUGUCAGUACUCUCAAAAGUAGAUUCCUCUCUUGUCACCAUCUGGCCAAAACCGAUCAAGUUGAACAAAACCGCCGCUGGCUGCUGUCAAAUUACUAAUUUGACAUGACCGUCAAAGUUUGAAUCGUUUUCUUUUCAACAAAAACUGUUGACUCCCCCCCCCCCCCCAAGUUUACCUGUCACUUUCUCUCCUCUCCGCCUCUUUUGCUUUUCUUCUGCCGUACUUUUCUACUGGCUUCAUUUUGGGGAAAAAAUUUAAAAGAAAACUGAUGACGUCACAAGUGGUACAAGAAACGUAGCUAAAGAAACGAACGGGCAGUUAAAGUGCCUGGAUGUGGUGUGAAUUUGUUAACCCAAACGUAGUUUACACCCCAAAGAUUACAGGUUAUUACUUAAGACGUGACCAGCAGUCUGUCUCCCAUAAAAGGGCAAAGGCCCAUAAAGGGAAAGUGGGUAACCUGUGGUUUAAUGGCUUCCUUGCAGACGUUCCCCUCCUCCCUUCCCUUUCCCUUUCGAACGCCUGCCACGCAGGCUAUCUGUAUCACAUAAAAAGGCAAAGACCCGUAAAAGCAAAAGUGCCGUAACCUGUGGUUUGAAUUUGCUCUUGUCCUUUAUCCCUCCUCCUCCCUUAAUUAUCGUUUCUUGGUAAAGUAAGGGAAAAUCUAAGUUGCGUUUAUGUUUCAAAUUUUUUUUCAGUUGCAAAGUCAUGUCAAGUCCUUUAUGAUCAGCUCAAGGAAAAGUGAGUAUCACUACUGAUUUAAAUAAUAAUAAAAUUAAAUAGAAACAAUAAAAUAUUGAGUCUCGAUGGGGCUGUUCCUACACCAUUAAAACAGCCACAAAUGCAAAAUAAAGGCACGGAUAAAAAACACUUUAAAAAGGUUUAAAAUGGAUUGCAAUUGUGGGUUUUGAAAACUUGUUGGCAUAGUAGAGUUAUUCAAAACUCAUUUUUGAAGUCUGUAAUGUUUAUGACCGGGAGGCAUAUUUAUUGGACAACAGAAUAGUUUUGUCAUUCGCAAGUAAUUUCUUGUUGACUUAUUGAGUUCCAUAGCGCAAAAGACUCUUUUGCGCUAUGGAAGUCAAUAAGCCAAUAAAAAAAAUUACUUUGAAAGAGUAAUUGGCAAUAUCACUUCGUCUUCCGGGGUCGCCGAAAUCGGAGCUUCAGGAACGGUGACCAAAGAAAUUUCGCAAAAAAUUGUGUUACUUCCGAUUGCUCCCAAAUUUGGCACACAGGAAGUUAAUAGAUUUAGCCAAUCACCUGCCUAGUUCCAGCCCCUGUCGACUUUUGACCGUCACACACCGGGUUUUCGAAAAUUUUGAAUUUUAUGGCGAGUCGCGGGGAAUCUUUGUGAGCCGGUUUUGCGAAUAAUGAAAGCUUGUAUAGACGAAUGUCAACCAAAUACAACUCAAACAAACUAUUCUGAAGGAUUUUGGAGGAUAACAAGCAAAAUAAACGCGAAAAUCGAGGUUAGGAAACAAUUAGAAUCUGUGCAUGCAAAUCGCCGAUCGCCCACUCUGUGCCACAUGUUCUUGAAACGGCGACGAUUUCCUUCCCGUUUUGCCUUCGCUUCGCUUUUCGCUGUCAAAUUCUUGCUUAUUUUGAUGAAUUCUAUCAGCAAAUUCAUGUCUGCUUGUCCCUAACUCGAUAUUUUUUUGGGAAUCGAGGAAACAAAGCGUCUCAGUGAAGUAAACAUGGGGUCACGAGGUGACGCCAAAGGAUUAUGCUAAUUAUGAUAAUCCAAUUAGCAUAAUCAUGACAGCGUGCAGAAAAAAAUUUGUAGGAAAUUUCUAGUCGCUCCAUAUUUUAGAACGAUUUUCGGGUUUUUUUACUUACAUAUUGAUGAAAAAUAUUUCUUGCCACCAUAUCACCCAAAAUAAAGAAGUUUCCUAGCUAAAUGACAAUCUUUAAAAUUUUAAAAAAAUUUUAUGCAAAAUAUGCUUUUUUAAUUUUUUUGUGGCGGAAUAUUAUGGGUUUCCUAUGACCGAAAUAUUUUUUUUUCGAAAGGGUAUUCUUUUCCCUUUCCAAUGAGGUAUAGCUUGAUAUUGAACUGUAAAUAACACCAGAGAUAUGAUUUUUUAAAGUUACAUGGCAAAAUACAUUGAAAUAAUUGGCGGCAGACAAGGAGAUAUUUCAUAACAAAAUAAACUAGGCAAUCGUGACAGAGCUCUUUAAGUAACAUUCCCUUUUUUUAUUCGACAGUCAAAAUAUGGAAAAAACAAAUUAAAUGAGAUUUCAUUUUGUAUAGGUUAAACGUGACUCAGUUGAUCACUCUUCUCCUUGAUUCCAAAAAAAUUCCCGUUCUCUGUCACAUGGGAGAUUUUGGAUGUGGAAAUGGAGGAUGGACACCGGUCAUGAAGAUGGAUGGCAACAAGGUAGACUUUUCAGUAGUUUGAUUAAAAGUUCGGGAACGAAAGUGAAAAAAAAAUGGUUAUUAAAUACCGCGAACUUGAUUCUUUAAGCGGUAAUUCUCAAUAGGAGUCAGGAGUGCUAUUUAAAUGAUUUUUCUAAAAAUGUCCGAGGGGCUUAUUUCCCUUUAGAACGCUUUGCACAGGAGGAAAACUUUUUUAGAAAAUUGCGUCCACGAUAAACGCCAGUCUCCUGCAGUUUUUAGACACUAUAAAGAACUGAGGUGGACAGUGUCAAGAACUUUUUACAUCGUAUUAGUAACGAGAGCUUAUAGGGCCCUGCUUUCAGCGAAGUUCAGCGAAUUAACAGCGUAUUAAACUUUAACCAGUGCAAGUAACAACCUUAAUUUACAGUUAGUAUCCGGGGGUCGGCAUAAAUAGUACUUAAAUUGCUUAUCCUUGACAAAUCUCCCAUAUGAAAGCGGUGAAUUAUAUUAGUUUACAUGAGGUUUUAAACCUUGCCAAAACUGUUCGAAGGAUCAUCUCUUGCCUAGAAAUUUCUAAAGCUUGAGAAAGGCUGAAAAUUUCUGGAUAACUGCUCCACGCGUUUAUACUAUCAAAAAUUAUAUGCCCUAUUCUUACUAGUAAAAGUACACGAAGUUCAUUUACACAGCAAGAGCCUCAAACGAUGAUCCGAAGUAAUCUGAUCAUGAGACAAUGAGACAAACCACAGCAGGAUUGUAGCGGGAUCCAACGUUUGUUGAUAAAAUUAAGAGUUUCGCAAUAUUUCUGCGAUCCCAAGAUAAUGGAGCCUUACUAGAUGUACAGGCGAAAUAACCUUCCGACCAUACUUGAAUCAAAUCAUUCUUUACCUAUGAUGGAGACUGUUGUUCUUACCAAUUUUAUCACAGCAAACUUUUCACUUCGACGCCAGUCUCUGGAGCAACAAAGAAACCUUUAACCUUGAAGGAGGGAAGACUGGGUUUGACUCGCAAAUGGCUAAACUACCUUCCUACUGGAACACAUCCUUCUCUAAGAUCUGCCUCGGUAUGAAGAUCAAUGACAACCAGCCCAAGUUUAUUGUUAUCAACCAGCAGGCCAACUCCUUGUACUCUCUGAUCGCUGAUGGGCAAUACCGCAACACCUUGCUGGGUCGUGACACGUGGAAGUCGCUGAUUGGUUCUAAAGCCUCCUUGCAGUACAACUGUAACAAGGAAGGGUUCAAUGCUGUUAGUGGUAAUCCUGAUUUUUCCAAAGCACGAAUCGGUAUCAUUAGUAACGAACAAGACAAUUGCGCCACUUGCGACUCUAGAAUUGGAUUUGGCACUGGUGGAAAGCAUGAUAAAACCAACUCAUGUGGAAACGAGGCUUCAUAUAAUUCAGAUAAUGGCGAUAAGCAUAUUAAGGCAAUGGGAUACAUUUUGGUGCAGUGACAGGAAACUGAUCUGGGCAAAUUUACUUUUGGCGCUAAACGAAAGCUAUCUUAAGGGGCCGGUCGUUUAUUACCUGAGGGAGAAGCCGGCGGGAGGGGAGGGGGGAGGGGGGAGGCGGCCAUUUUACUGGAUGUUCAUUUUCAAACACUUGAUUUUUAGGGGUUUAUUUUCAGAUGAGAGUCACUUUCACGAUAUGUAAAAUUUAUGAGGGGCAGGAGCCCAAUUUGAUGGGCUCCUGGUGAUGCGGGUAUGCUGUUCCAUAAUUUAGGUCCUGCUAUAGAAAUCUUCGAUCGCCAGAAGACUUUAGCUUAGACCUCGGGACUUGAAGCAACUUAUUCGAGCAAGAACGCAAAGAGUAAGAGCUGCUACAAAAACUGAGCAAAUUGGAUAUAUCACUUGGUGAAAGUCCAUUGAUAGCCUUAUAUACUAACAAUAAAAUUUUAUAAAUAAUACGAUAUUCAACAGGCAACCAAUGUAAGUCUAUUAAGCUGGGUGUUAUGUGUUCAUCAGUUUCUUUGUGAUUGUUACGAUGCGCGCUGGUCUAUUCUGAACCGAGCUGAAGGCGGUUAAAGGGAACUUUAGGUAGUCCAUAUAGAAUCGCAUUACAGUAAUCCAAGUUGGUAAUCACAAAAGCAUGAAUAAUUGUUUCAGUAGAUUCACGAUCCAAAGAUCUGACUCGUCCCCAGUCGUCUCUCUUGAGACGACUGGGGACGAGUCAGUUACUAGAUGUACAGGCGAAAUAACCUUCCGACCAUACUUGAAUCAAAUCAUUCUUUACCUAUGGUGGAGACUGUUGUUCUUAACAAUUUUAUCACAGCAAACUUUUCACUUCGACGCCAGUCUCUGGAGCAACAAAGAAACCUUUAACCUUGACGAAGGGAAGACUGGGUUUGACUCACAGGAGACUAAACUACCUUCCUACUGGAACACAUCUUUCUCCAAGAUCUGCCUCGGUAUGAAGAUCGGCCAGCAGAUCAGGUUUAUUUUCAUCAACAAGGAGGCGAACUCCUUGUACUCUCUGAUCGCUGAUGGCUAA
Molecule: messenger RNA, 15715 nt
Organism: Porites lobata
Lineage: Eukaryota; Metazoa; Cnidaria; Anthozoa; Scleractinia; Poritidae
Source: the annotation of a GenBank genome assembly